Messenger RNA from Loa loa (African eye worm), 1164 nucleotides. RefSeq lists its product as hypothetical. Bases 31 to 1080 code for a protein of 349 amino acids. NCBI's taxonomy places the organism in Eukaryota, Metazoa, Nematoda, Chromadorea, Rhabditida, Onchocercidae. Gene Ontology annotation, cellular component: centrosome; cytoplasm; dynactin complex. Gene Ontology annotation, biological process: mitotic spindle organization. The record is from RefSeq and is a predicted model, not a curated record. The transcript has 7 exons.
UUUCAGGUAAUAUUUGGAAAUCUGGUAAGGAUGUCAUUACGAAAGGAAGAUGUUUACGAGACAGAAGAUUUGCCGGAGGAGGAUCAACAAAUGAUUGAAGAUGAGAUUGCUGAAUCGGAAGAAGUGGAGCGUGUACAUAUCGACGUUGACAAUGCUUUGAAACGAUUCAGAGGUCGUUUAUUGAGCACAGAAAAUGUCGAUUUCUCGGAUUCUAUUGCGCGUAGAAGGCGCCGUGGGUAUGGUGGUGGUUCAUAUGUCCUCGAAGUGGUUGGGCCUUACGCAGAUGAAACGGAAACAUUGGAGCAGAAGUUUACUCGCUUAAAUUGUGAGAUAAAUGAUCUAGCGGAAACGCUACAUGCACAGAAAGUAUCUGAGAAACCGGAUGCAUGUGUUAUCCAUGAAGAAGAUUUGAUUGCAAUGCUGGAAACAUUGAAGGCCUUGCAAAUCAAUAGAGAUAGCAUUACAACCUCUGUUCAAAGUGAAAAGAAAGAUAACAAAACGGAAGGUGCAACCCUUCCUGCUCAAAAUGGUGUCGUGAGCGGGCGUCUAGCAGUUUUGGAGAAUCGAAUUAAUCGUCUGGAGCAAAUGAUUGAUGGUGUUGGUGCUGGUUAUGAUGAAUCCAUGAAAGUUUGCAAAAUUCCAGUUGCUGAAGCCCUUGAAGAUUUACGGAUGCGUGUGCAGCUAUUACAUCCAGCUCAUGUUGACGGUCUUCAUUCACGUAUUACGCAGCUUCUUUCUAAGUUACAACAGGUGGAAGAAAAAAAGAAGGAGAAAGGUGAUUCGGAAUUCGAGGACAAAGUUGAUAAGCUAUAUGAGAUGAUGAAUCGAUGGGAUGUAACUUGCACUGGCUUAUCUUCUGCAGUUAAAAGAAUGUAUGAUUUAAGAAAACUUCAUGAACAAGCAGAGCAGUUCAGCAAAAAAUUGAGUCAAUUGACGGGUAUCCGUUCACAGUUAGCCAAAACGAUGGAAAGGGAAGAAAUGAUGUUAUUUGAUUUCCGCCAACAAACGCACUCCGCUUUAGAGAAACUUGGCGCUGAUAUUGCUAGGCUGGAAGAACGAAUCAAUAAACUGAAUCUCUAAAGGUCUUCGCUCAGUUAUUAUCUCUAUGAAUUUUCUACAACUAUAAAGCUUUAUGCUACCAGUGAAUUAAAUAGAGAGUUGUCG